Xenia sp. Carnegie-2017 is the source of this 2235-nucleotide messenger RNA. RefSeq lists its product as uncharacterized. Lineage: Eukaryota; Metazoa; Cnidaria; Anthozoa; Malacalcyonacea; Xeniidae. The coding region runs from base 133 to 2130 and encodes 665 amino acids. The transcript has 14 exons. The record is from RefSeq and is a predicted model, not a curated record.
CACAGUCUCAAGCUUAAAUAGAUGAAUAGCAUCAAUUGACAAAACGGCUUAAAUAGAUAAUAAUCAUCAAUCCAAGGGAAACUCCGUAACUAUCCAAAUUCAAUACGUUUUGCGCACCCGCGAAAAGUUAACAUGGCGGAAAAACGACCAAAACCGUGUAAAAAGAAGAAAUCCGAGACUCUGGAGAAAGUUCUGAAUGAUGGUUUAGCCUUGUUGGCGAAAGAAAAAGGAUCAAAAUGUCGGGGGAAAAAGCCUUCUCAUUUUCGCUUAGUGCAAGUUGGUUGUAAGAGGUUGACCCACACGCCUUACCGCUGCCGUCAAGGAUCAAUUAAGCAAAAUGAUAACCAGCAGUAUGAUAGCUCUGUGGCUGAUGACUUUCAAGUAAAUGAUGAGCACAAGCAAACAGACGUUGAUAUUGAGCUAGAGAAUCUUAUAUUUGAAUGCAGAGGACUUUUGGCUUCAGAGAAAGAGGAUGCCAAGAAAUGGUCUGAUCGCAUGGAAGAGCUUCAUUCUCUUUGGGAAAAUAAUAUAUCUACCAUAUUCGAAACCUUGAUCCUAUGUGAAUCAGUUGAUAAAGGCACACCAUGCUUCAAUUGUGGGGAAUCUCCAGGCUUGAUAAAGUGUCAUCAGUGUGGUAGUAACUGGCCAGUCUGUGUUGAAUGUGAUAGGAAAAUUCAUGAAAGAAAGCCAUUCCAUGAUAGACAUGGGUGGAUGGAUAAUCAUUUCAGACCACUUCAGCCAUCACAUUCAUUGGAUAAAAAUGGACAAAUAAUUGAAGUUGAUUGCUAUGUUUCUUUGCAUCCUGUCCAAAAGUUUUGUCAUGGCUGCUCUAGAAAAUCAACCUUUCACUUCGUGCUCAGUAAGGACAUGCUGACUAUUUGUACAACACAAGGUCACUUUGACAUAAACAGUACAUCAUUCAAGUGUGUUUCUUGUUCAGCAUUGUUGAUGCCGACACUUGCAGAUAUUCUUGGUAAUGGCUACUGGCCAGCAAAUCCAAAGUCUUUAAAUGUGUUAUUUUCACAGGAUUUACUUCUGCUGUGGAACACAAUGCAAAAGAGAAUGCCAGGUUGUUCUGAGUCCAGUUUUAUUAGAUCAUUGGAAGACAUAAGUGUUUCAAAAGGAAGGUUUGGAUCAAUAAAUCCACGAACGUUCACAAAAGCCUUUCGAGAAUGGAAAUAUUUUAAUUAUGAGGUGGAAAAAGCCCAGGGAAAAGAGUGGAUGUUUUGUCCUAGUUGCUCAUCCAACCAACACUCCUGUCAUGUAGAUGGCAACAUGAAGUUAUACCGAUAUAAACAUUCAGGAAGAGAACAAAGUCAGUCUUACUAUGGAGAUCUUUUUAUUUCUUCGAAUGAACAUGUUUCAGAGCAUAUUAGAAAGGUUUAUUCCACUCCCAAAGUUCGGAACUUUUCUGAUGACUGGAAAUAUGGUGAAAGUAAUUCGCGAGCUGCUGGAGCGAAAGGAAAACGAAAGAGUCGUCUAGACGAAACAGGACUGGAAAUUGCAGGUUGCCGGCAUGCAAUUGCUCAGUGGGCUGUAAACAUGUUACGCGGAGAGAUUUAUGGCUACUCUAAUUACAUCCAUGUUCACAAAAUGAUUCCAAACAAUGUUAAAUACAUUUGGCAAGAUAUCAUAUGUAAAUAUUGGAAGUGGGCAGUGAAGGCAUCAAAGUCGGAUGAGUCAAAUGCUCACGAAAUAAAACUUGCUUUAUCUGUGAUGCAUGCCAAAGCACAUAAUUGGACAUGCCAGGUAUUGUGGGGAGGACGGUGGCAAAAAGGUUCUGCAUAUUCCACAGGAGAGGAAGUUGAGCAGAUUAAUAGUUACCUUUCGAGACUGGCCAACACUACAAAGUACAUGUUACCCGAGUCAAGAGAAGAACUCAUAACUGAACAUGCUCUUGCGUGGAAUAAACGGAAAAUAUGUGAUCUGUCCAGCUCCCUCUGCAAGAGAUAUGCAAAGUAUAUAGAAGCUCAAGAAAAUACAAGGAAAGAACUUGAUGAAAUGGUUUCUGGCGUAAAUCUCUCUCCGAACCACGAUGAUUUCUUGCAGUGGAAGAGUGAAGUUCAACGUAUUGCAAAAGAAAUGGAAAGCUCCUUCUUCACGUAUUUAGCCGAAGAAGAGGAAUUAUAAUUCAAAGAUACUCCACCGUUGAGGAUAAACGUAAAAGAGUUAAAUCACUGACUGCCAAGCUUUGUCGUGAUAUAACCGCCGAUGUACUGCUUGAUAGAGGAAAAA